This is a messenger RNA of Ctenopharyngodon idella (grass carp), 2141 nucleotides long. Its product is annotated as OX-2 membrane glycoprotein-like. Bases 201 to 1040 code for a protein of 279 amino acids. Gene Ontology annotation, molecular function: cell-cell adhesion mediator activity. The record is from RefSeq and is a predicted model, not a curated record. Lineage: Eukaryota; Metazoa; Chordata; Actinopteri; Cypriniformes; Xenocyprididae. The transcript has 5 exons.
CGUUUUUCAACACUUGAGCAAAGUUUGCUUCUUGCGUCAUAUCAGUGGCUCACCUUCUUGGGUUGAAACGGAAAGAUCCCCCGCCCCCUUGGAGGCAUCUGACUUACGCUACGCUACGCCUCUACAGGGAACUCAGGGAAAUUCUGCACUUAGCUAUAUAUAUAUAUAAGAUCACAAACGGACCAUGGAAACCAUUCGACAUGUUGUGUCUGUUGAACUUGAUCGUAAUUUUAAGCUUCAUAAAUAGAGCUUACCUUUCAGAAAUUGUAGGACAAGGAGACACAAAUGUUGUGGUGGGUCAGGAUGCUUCAUUCUCUUGUACGCUGCCAAACCCGUCUGGAGUCAAACAUGUCACCUGGCAGCGGGUGCGCGCGGAUCAGUCUGUACAAAUUCUGGCUACAUUCAGCGAACGCUUCCAGGAUAAUGUGGAUAAGGAGUAUGCCAGUAAAGUCACUUUGACUCGUGCGUCAUUUAAUUCAACAUCUAUUGAGAUCAAAAACACAACAUUUGAAGAUGAGGCUUGCUACAUUUGUUCCUUCAAAGUGUAUCCGUCAGGACCCAUACGAAAGACCAUGUGCCUCACUGUUAAAGGUAUCUCAGAAAUAACAGCGGAAAUGAAUCCUUCACCCACUUCUGAUCAGGUUGUAGUCUCAUGUUCAGUCACCGGUAAACCAACUCCAAAAAUCCAGUGGAAAUCCGCAGAGAAAGAGCUGAACUUCGUGUCAAAUAAUUUCACAACACUAAACAAAGACAGUUCAACCACCAUUACAAGUAACAUCACGUUUCCACUGUCACAGUUUCAUGGGAAGUACGUAGAAUGUUUGGCUCAGAGUGACAGUGUGGAGAAGAGGUACCAAAUCUACGUGCCUCAACAAGAUGAUAAAGCGAAGAAUGCUACACAAAGGAGUUACAUCAUUACAUCGGUCAUCAUUGUCAUGACUGUUGUGGUUAUUGUAAUUUUUGUCAUCUGUCUUCACACCAAACUAAAGAGAGACAGUUUUGGUAUGAAAUCCCUUGAUGACCUAAACGAGGAAUGUUAACUCUGCAGCUUCAUAUGUUUGUUUUGUUUUUUUCCUCACGAAAAAAUUAAUUAAUUAAUUAUUUUCUUCAUGAAUAUGAAUUGUUGUAUGUUCCUUAAAGGAAUCACGAAUGUGUCUAGUAUUUAUUUAAUUUAUUUAUUUACAUAGGCCUACAUGCAUUUUACAUAUUUAUGUUUACAAUACUGUGAAGUAUUCUAUUACAAUAAUAUAUUUAAAUACACAAUAUUUUUGCCACUAUGUUAGUGUAUUUUGACCCCAGAGAACAACUGUAUAAUAGACAUGUAAUAUUCAUACUAUAACUCAUGUAUUAAUUUAUCAGAUGUAUUUGCACUUUAAGACCCAGUUGGUUGAAUGUAACGCUUGAAUGUAAUGUAAUUAUUCUAAAGUUGAGUAUGUGACAGUAAUAUAUAAAUUCAUAAAUGCAAGUUUUGAUGUUUUCCCAUGAUCCAUUUGUUGUGCAAUGACAGUGGUUUGGGGAAGGAAAAAACAUUACCUAAUACAAACCGAGAAUCUAAAGGGUAAAAAAUCUAUUCUUCAACAGUGAGUAACAAACUGAAAGUUAUGUCAUUAUUAGACACAGAUACUGUUUUGUGGUUUCCUGCAGGAAAAUCUAAAAGCUGCUUAGAGAGAUUCCUAGUUUUGUUACUAUUGUUAGUAUUUGUACUUUGUUCACUGCAGUAACAAGUAAGUAGUAAGUAAGUGUUUAGCUGGCAAGAAUGACUGGCAAGUAAAUCAUAAGUGUAUAAAGUUACAUAUUUGUGUUUGUUACAUGUUAUAUGUAUGUUUAUAAAACGGUUAGUUCCUGUCCUUGAUUCUGAUUGGUCAAUAGCUGUGUUUUAUUCACGAUAAAACACGGCUAUGACCGCUUCACCCAACGGUUCUGUGUAUCACUACACAACCCCCUUAGCAACCACUCUUAGCAACGUAAACUAUGUUCUCAAUUGAUAUUGUUCAUUUAAGCUUAAGUUAUAAGCUAACUGUAUUAUGUAGAAGAGUAUUGUGAGAAAGAGGUCGAGUGAGCGAGUUUAUUACCUGCAUUCAGAUUUAGCAUUUUCCUUCAGGUCAGUUCUAUGUUCAUAAUAAAAAAUCUGUUUAAAUGUC